This is a messenger RNA of Erpetoichthys calabaricus (reedfish), 2308 nucleotides long. Its product is annotated as gastrula zinc finger protein XlCGF26.1-like. The coding region runs from base 418 to 2238 and encodes 606 amino acids. Gene Ontology annotation, cellular component: nucleus. NCBI's taxonomy places the organism in Eukaryota, Metazoa, Chordata, Cladistia, Polypteriformes, Polypteridae. The record is from RefSeq and is a predicted model, not a curated record. The transcript has 3 exons.
AAAGCUAAAACCAAAGUGAUUUAAGGACCUCUUUUCAUGACAAGCGGCCAACGAGGUAUUUUAUUUGUAAAAUGUCCUUUGUUUCAUGUUUGCACUAAAUGUUUUGUAUUUCGUCGUAUGUGUAUGAAAGUUACUGUGUAUUCGCUGAUGUAUUUUGUACUGAUUACUCACUAUAUAGUUCUCACGGCGUGGAGGCGCGGAGGCGUGACGGAGUGAGUAACAAGAGCCCAAGCAAUAAACGCCCGUUUAAAAGAACCGACCUGUGUCUGUGUUGUUGUGAAGAGAGCUACAGUGAGAACUCGACUGCUCAAUACGGGGCUUUCUCAUUUCACAUGUCCACACAUUGAGGUGUCUAAUGACCUCCAGCUCAGGGCUGUCGAUGUGAGAAGUGAAUCAGUGAAGAGUUUCCCACAGAGCAUGGCCUCUGCCAAAGAAGAUGGCGUGGAUGAAAUAACGGUGUUCAUUAAAGAAGAGGACUGUGAGUGGCUCACACCAGAGGAUGUGUGUGUGAAGCUGGAGGAUCACGAAGAAAUAAUUUCAGUUUUUAAAGUGGAGGAGGAGUUCAUGGGGGUGACUGCUGCCAUUAAAGAUGAGGAUUUGAAUGAUUUCUCCAUUGGUCUUGAACUUCAGAAGCAUGAAACUGAGGAUAAUUUCAAGCAAGAUGCCUGUGAAGAAUCUACAUCCAGUUUACAGCCCUGGUCCACUAAUACGGGACGACUGGCUACACAGGAGAAUUCUGCAGAGCUGAAAUCCCAGUUAUCAGAGUCUGAAGAGAAAAUCACCGAGGGAAAUGAGAGAGAAGGUGAAGAGUCACCUGGGCGUGUUGGAAUAAAUUUACAGAAGAAUGGCAGCUUCUCUCCACCUUCAUUUGGUCAGCACUCUCUUCAAUACAAUCAGAAUGGUAUAAUGAAAUCAGAAAUGGGAUCAGAGAACCUGAGAGCCGCCUUUUGGCAGUGCAGUUCUCUCCCUGCUGCUGGAGCAACACAGACAGAAGCUAUCAAAACUGAUCAACAACAAGUGGAGAAAGAAAUCCAAAUUCAUACUGGAGAAAAAUGUUUGGAAUGUGGCAAACAAUUCACAUACAACAGUGAUCUUAAUAUUCAUAUGAAGAUUCACACAGGAGAAAAACCAUAUUGUUGUCAUGAAUGUGGAAAGUCAUUGUCAACGAGAUGCAGUCUUCAGAACCACAGAGGAAUCCACACAGGAGAAAAACCUCAUUGCUGUUCAGAAUGUGGUAGGUUGUUCUCACGGAGAAGUGAACUUCAGCGGCACAAAAAAAUUCACACUGGAGAAAAACCUCAUUGCUGUCCAGAAUGUGGUAAGUUGUUCUCAUGGAGAAGCUGUCUUCAGAGACACAGAAGAAUACACACUGGAGAAAAACCUCAUUGCUGUCCAGAAUGUGGUAAAUCGUUUCCAUGGAGAAGUGAACUUCAGCGGCACAAAAAAAUUCACACAGGAGACAAACCUCAUUGCUGUUCAGAAUGUGGUAUGUUGUUCUCAAGCAGAAGCAAUCUUCAGAGCCACAGAAGAAUCCACACAGGAGAAAAACCUCAUUGUUGUGCAGUAUGUGGUAUGUUGUUCUUAAGCAGAAGCAAUCUUCAGAGCCACAGAAGAAUCCACACAGGAGAAAAACCUCAUUGCUGUCCAGAAUGUGGUAAGUUGUUCUCAUGGAGAAGCUGUCUUCAGAGACACAGAAGAAUACACACUGGAGAAAAACCUCAUUGCUGUCCAGAAUGUGGUAAAUCGUUUCCAUGGAGAAGUGAACUUCAGCGGCACAAAAAAAUUCACACAGGAGACAAACCUCAUUGCUGUUCAGAAUGUGGUAUGUUGUUCUCAAGCAGAAGCAAUCUUCAGAGCCACAGAAGAAUCCACACAGGAGAAAAACCUCAUUGUUGUGCAGUAUGUGGUAUGUUGUUCUUAAGCAGAAGCAAUCUUCAGAGCCACAGAAGAAUCCACACAGGAGAAAAACCUCAUUGCUGUCCAGAAUGUGGUAAACGAUUCUCACGUACAAGCGCACUUAGGUGCCACAGAUGGAUCCACACUGGAGAGAAGCAGUACACCUGUUCUGAAUGUGGUAAAGAGUACUCUUGCAGAAAAAGUUUUCUGAGACACAUGCAAAGUCAUAUUGGAGUAAAGCCUGUCCCAGAAAUGACAAAUGAUCUUUCCAGUGGCUCUUCAAGCAAAAAAAAAAUGAAGGAAUAUCUUGUGAAUGAGGUAAAGGACUCUAGUUCAAAGUAGUUAAUAAAUACGUAAGAAUAGUGGAGAAAACACGGAAAGUGGCAAACAAAUCCUAGAUAUAAGGUAACCU